ACCUUGCUGAGCGUCCAGGCCUUCUUGUCGUUUUCGCUUGUUUUACUAGUUGUCGAAUUUUUUUUACAAAUUUUACUCAAAAUGAAGAUAGAAGAAGUAAAGAGCACAACAAAAACACAAAGAAUAGCAGCCCAUAGUCACAUUAAGGGUCUUGGGUUGGAUGAAAAUGGCUUCGCUCACCCUAUGGCGUCUGGUUUAGUCGGCCAAGAAACAGCACGUGAGGGCUCAGGCGUGAUUGUCGACUUGAUUCGAUCCAAGAAGAUGGCUGGAAGAGCGGUGUUACUGGCUGGGCCACCAGGUACUGGAAAGACUGCAUUAGCACUUGCCAUUGCUCAGGAGCUGGGCCCUAAGGUCCCCUUCUGUCCAAUGGUUGGCAGUGAAGUUUACUCAACAGAAGUGAAAAAGACAGAAGUGCUCAUGGAGAACUUUAGGAGAGCAAUUGGUCUGCGUAUUAAGGAGACAAAAGAAGUGUAUGAGGGUGAAGUCACAGAGCUAACACCCUGCGAAACAGAAAACCCAAUGGGAGGGUAUGGCAAGACAGUGAGCCAUGUUGUGAUUGGUCUUAAAACAGCAAAAGGAACAAAGCAACUGAAGCUUGACCCCUCCAUCUAUGAAAGUCUUCAAAAAGAAAAGGUUGAGGCCGGAGAUGUUAUUUAUAUUGAAGCAAACAGUGGAGCAGUCAAGCGUCAAGGUCGAUCUGACACAUUCGCUACAGAGUUUGACCUGGAGGCGGAGGAAUACGUGCCUCUACCAAAGGGAGAUGUCCAUAAAAAGAAAGAAAUUGUUCAAGAUGUCACCUUACAUGAUCUUGACAUUGCCAAUGCAAGACCUCAGGGUGGACAGGAUAUCUUAUCCAUGAUGGGGCAACUAAUGAAGCCAAAGAAGACAGAAAUUACAGAUAAACUUCGAAAAGAGAUAAAUAAGGUUGUGAAUAAGUACAUUGACCAGGGCGUGGCAGAGCUUGUUCCUGGGGUGCUGUUUGUUGAUGAGGUGCACAUGCUUGACAUAGAGUGCUUCACCUACCUCCAUCGUGCCUUGGAGUCAACCAUCUCCCCUAUUGUUAUCUUUGCUACAAACCGCGGUAACUGUACAAUUAGGGGUACAGAGAUAUCAGCACCCCAUGGCAUACCCCUGGAUCUACUUGACAGGGUAAUGAUUGUGCGCACGCUGCCCUACUCACAAGACGAGAUGAUGCAGAUCACAAAAAUACGUGCACAGAUAGAGGGGAUCCAGGUUGAUGACGAGUCGCUUGAGCUCCUUGGUGAAACAGGAACCAAGACCACUCUCAGAUAUGCCGUACAGCUUCUUACACCUGCAAAUCUACUUGCCCGCAUAAACGGCCGUGACACUAUUAAUAAGGGCGACGUCGAGGAGAUCAACGAGUUGUUUUACGAUGCCAAAUCCUCAGCCAAACUCCUAGCCGAACAAGCUGACAAAUACAUGAAGUAAACCCCACCGAUCGCGGGGAGACCCCCUCAAAUCAAGAGAGGGACACUCUCUACGGGACGUCUGAAAAACAGUGUCGAACACCUGAAUGAACUUUGUAUUGAUAGUGCAUGUGUGUAUGUAAAUAAAGCAUAAGUCCAUCGUU
Molecule: messenger RNA, 1591 nt
Organism: Nematostella vectensis (starlet sea anemone)
Lineage: Eukaryota; Metazoa; Cnidaria; Anthozoa; Actiniaria; Edwardsiidae
Product: ruvB-like 1
Exons: 14
Coding region: 82-1449 (455 amino acids)
Biological process (GO): chromatin remodeling; box C/D snoRNP assembly; regulation of transcription by RNA polymerase II
Cellular component (GO): NuA4 histone acetyltransferase complex; Swr1 complex; Ino80 complex
Molecular function (GO): ATP hydrolysis activity; ATP binding; DNA helicase activity
Source: RefSeq, a predicted model, not a curated record